Molecule: messenger RNA, 378 nt
Organism: Necator americanus (New World hookworm)
Lineage: Eukaryota; Metazoa; Nematoda; Chromadorea; Rhabditida; Ancylostomatidae
Exons: 1
Coding region: 1-378 (125 amino acids)
Source: RefSeq, a predicted model, not a curated record
AUGCCGCUGUGUCUCACUUUCAUCAAUUUAAGGAAAACCUCUGAUACAGUUGAAACCAGAGCGAUCAUGGAGGCCUUGGACAACCAAGGCGUCCGUAAUCCGCACAUGAAUAUACUUCGUGAGUUGUACAGCAACUUCACGACCAAAAUUUCCACAUUCUACAAUGAUGUCAUAAUCGACAUGAAAAGAGGAGUUCGUCAGAGUGAUACAAUUUUACCCACAAUAUUCAGUGACACUCUCGAGAACGCGAUGCGAAGAUUGGAAUCGGAUGACAUGGGAGUGAAAGUUAACGGCCGGCAUUUGCACCAUCUUUGUUUCGCUGAUGACAUCGUUCUAAUAACAUCAACCAUCAAUCAGGCGGAUGCCGGUCGAAUUUGA